This is a messenger RNA of Paramecium tetraurelia, 1893 nucleotides long. RefSeq lists its product as uncharacterized. Lineage: Eukaryota; Ciliophora; Oligohymenophorea; Peniculida; Parameciidae. The transcript is spliced from 3 exons. The record is from RefSeq and is a predicted model, not a curated record.
AUGUCCUCCAAGGAUGAAGAACUUGAGGAGAUGCUUAUGAGAUAUGAGAAUCUUGAGAAGCACAAUUAAGUAUUGCAAACUCAAAAUUUCAAUUUGAUGGAUCAAUUACAAAUUCUGUAACAAAAUGCUAAGUAAUUGGAAACAGAAAACAAUGAAUUGAUUGAUUAAAUUGAGAAUUUAAAGAAUGAUUUACGAACUCAAUUUUAGCUUAGUCAAAGUUUGAGAUAAGAGAAUGAAUUCUUUGAAAAUUAAUUGCAAGAUUAUAGAAAGGAAUUGGAAUAAGGAGGCCAAUACUAUCAUAAAUUACUAGAAGACAAUGACUAAUUUAAAACACAUCUCUAGCAAAAAAACUAAUAAAUUGAAUAUUUGACUCAAGAAAAUAAUAUGUAUAAAGAUUAAAUGCUUCAAUUAUAAGAGGAAAAUGAUUUGAUUACAUAAGAAAUAAGUAAUUUGCAGGAUUUGCUGAAUCAGAAUGAACUCUAUCAUCAAGAUCCUAUAAAUCUCUAAAAUUCUGAUUAAAAGAAAAACAAAAAAUAAAGUAGAAGGUAAAUUAAAGAAUUAGAGAGAUUAGUAAUCAAAAGAGAAUAAGAAUUAAGUCACUUAUAUGGUAAAAUGGAGGAUAUGAAAAAUUAUAUUACACAAAUCAAACUUCAAUCUGAUAAAUAUGAAUAAAAUUUAUAACAACUAUAUAAAGAUUAUUAACAAAUGGAGGCAGAAAGAAAUAAGUAUGCUCACAAAAUUGAUUAAAUGCAAAAUUAUAAUGAGAGAUAUUCAACUCUAUAGUAAUAGUUAUAAAACUAGGAGAAGCAUAAAACUAAAGAAUAUCAUUCAUUAAAAAACUAGUAUGAUCAAUUAUAAAUGCAUAAUUUGUAGUAUUAAUAAUAGAUGUAAACUAUUAAUGAUGAAUAUGGAAAGUUAUCAUAAUAAUGUAUAGAUUUAUAAGAGUUAAAUGAGUAAUAUAUGCAAGAAUCCUAAAUCCUAAAAGAUUCCUUAAUUGAGAAAGAUCAGAAACUCGAAAGAAUGUAAUUACAACUUCAACAACUAUAAUAGAAAGAUCUUUAAAUCUAAUAAUAAAUGCGAGAAUAAAAUUAGCAGAUCAAAGAAUUUUAAAAUAAUAAAUAAGAAUUUUAAAGUUAAAUAAUAUAAUUGUAAAGAGACAAUUAACAAUUUUGUAAUUAGAUAAAUAUUGUGAAAGAAUAAUAAUCCAAAGAACUUAAGGAACAUCUCAAUAUAUAGGAGCAAUCAAAAAAGGAAAAGCAAACAUUAAUAGAUAGAAUCAAAAUGCAAGAUGAAAAAAUAUAGGAAAUGGAAAUCAAGUAUAAGAACAUUGAAAUACAUUUGAAAUAAGUAGAAGAAGAAAGAUUGUAUAGAGUUUAAGCCGAAUAGUAUUAUUUUAUAUAUUUUAGAUCUUUUGAGGAAGUCUCACAAUAAUGUAUGUAAUUAUAAGAUUAAAAUAGAGAUCUACUUAGAUAAGUAGCUAAUCUUGAGAAUGAAUUAUAAAGAUGUGAAGAUGAGUUAAAGCAACUCAAAAAACCUAAUAAAAAUUCUUAGAAUUUCGAUAAAACUACCUAGUAAUUGAUUCUAAAAGAUAGGGAAAUCUUACAUCUCUAAUCAGUCGUCGAGAGAUUGGAGGGUAUGAAUAGACAGCUGCAAUAAGAAUGUGAUAGAUUGGCUGCUAAAAUUUAAUUAACAUCACAUGAAAAUUCAUUAUUGAGUAAGACCAAUAGAGAAAUUAAUUAAAUGGGUCGUUUAAUUUUAGAAGGUUAAUAGAUAAAAGAAAUGUUAGAAAAGAAAAAAUAUGAAAAACCAUUAACUAUUACUAAUAAUAAAGCACCUUAAGUGAUUCAAUAAUUAUAAUAACAUAGCAGAAGACCUUCUGUUAAGAAAUCUUGA